Messenger RNA from Girardinichthys multiradiatus, 4787 nucleotides. RefSeq names its product parathyroid hormone 2 receptor a (gene pth2ra). Gene Ontology annotation, biological process: adenylate cyclase-modulating G protein-coupled receptor signaling pathway; cell surface receptor signaling pathway. The transcript has 13 exons. Gene Ontology annotation, molecular function: peptide hormone binding; parathyroid hormone receptor activity; G protein-coupled peptide receptor activity. The record is from RefSeq and is a predicted model, not a curated record. Gene Ontology annotation, cellular component: plasma membrane. The coding region runs from base 465 to 2114 and encodes 549 amino acids. NCBI's taxonomy places the organism in Eukaryota, Metazoa, Chordata, Actinopteri, Cyprinodontiformes, Goodeidae.
AGCAGUCAGGGUGGAAGCAGUGGGGGCUCCGUGGGGAAAACGUCCACACUGUGAAGUGAUUCAUGACACAUGGAAAUGUGCUGGCACCUGAAAGUGGAGCUCAUUUAUUCCUGCUCAGGUCUGUCUGCGCUCACUGAUCGCCACAUCAGCGAGUUAACGGGGAUCUCCGGUGCCAGCGCGCGUCCGACGAGGUGUCUUCCUCUGCAGAGGCAGCGGUAACAGGGUCCGGAACGCUCUCCAGGGCGGGGAAGUUAUUUCUGGGAACCCUUCUGCGUGUGGCAGGAGCGAAUUGAAGCGGUUGGAGAUUAUAGGAUUAGAUGAAUCCACCUGCUGCGGCUUGGGUUUUGGAUCGGAACUUUAGGCGAAACUUUGUAAUGAUGUGAGAAUUUUAUCCAAAGAUGCGCCGACAUCAGAGGAUUCAAAUGCACCCACAUUUUAACAAGAUUUCUACCUAAAUAUUAAGAAUGAAGGGAGACCGACGAACUAUGAACUUUAUUUUAUGGAUCUUUAACUUUUUAAUUUAUUGGACAUGGACUGACGCACAGAUGGGGUUCGAUGCUCCUCUCUCUGCACAGGAGCAGAUGCUGAUUCUGUAUGAAGUCAAAAUGCAGUGCUAUCAGAACCUGUCCAAUAUGGAACCAACAACCACAGAUGAGGUGUGCCCUCCAGACUGGGAUGGUCUAAUCUGUUGGCCCCAUGGCUCCCUCGGGCAGGUCACGAAGGUUUCCUGCCCAUCUUACAUCUAUGACUUCAAUCACAAAGGACAUGCUUACAGGAAAUGUGAUGCCAAUGGUUCCUGGGUCUUUGUGGAGCAGUGGAACAAAACAUGGACCAACUACUCAGAGUGUCUACGGUUCCUUCAGCCGCUCAGUGAUGAUGAAGCAAGACAAGAUUUCUUUGAGCGGCUGUAUGUCAUGUAUACCACUGGCUAUGCUGUGUCGUUCAGCUCUCUGCUAGUGGCCAUCGUGAUCAUUGGAUACUUCAGACGUCUUCACUGCACCAGAAACUACAUUCACAUGCACCUGUUCGUUUCCUUCAUGUUACGGGCUGUCAGUAUUUUUGUGAAGGACAAAGUUGUCUAUUCAAGUGCUGGAUUGCAAGACUUUGACUCAGCCCUGCUGGAUAACCUGAAAACAGUGAGCGUUGCAUCACUCGACAAGUCACAGUAUAUCGGCUGCAAGUUGACAGUGCUGCUCUUCAUCUACUUUCUGGCCACCAACUACUACUGGAUCCUGGUAGAAGGCCUCUACCUGCACAGCCUCAUCUUCAUGGCAUUUCGCUCAGAUUCCAAAUACCUCUGGGGAUUCAUACUUAUUGGAUGGGGUGUUCCUGCUGUUUUUGUCGCAAUCUGGGCAAUCGUCAGGGCAACGCUGGCAGAUGCCAGGUGCUGGGAGUUAAGUGCAGGUAACGUUAAGUGGAUUUACCAGGUACCCAUCUUGACAGCAAUUGGGCUUAACUUUAUUUUAUUUCUGAACAUCGUGCGAGUGCUGGCCACGAAAAUUCGAGAAACAAACGCAGGGAGAUAUGACACCAGGAAACAGUACAGAAAACUGGCAAAGUCGACCCUUGUGCUGGUGCUGGUGUUUGGCAUCCACUACAUCAUCUUCAUUGGAAUGCCUCAUACUUUCAAAGGACCAAGCUGGGAGACCCGCAUGUAUUGUGAGCUAUUCUUCAACUCCUUUCAGGGCUUCUUCGUGUCCAUUAUCUACUGCUAUUGCAACGGAGAGGUUCAGACAGAAAUAAAGAAAACAUGGACGCGCUGGAACCUGGCCUUUGAGUGGGAGGGCCCAGUGGUCUGUGGCCGCUAUCGUUACGGCUCUGUGGUCGUAGGUCUCAACAACAACAGCACCAGCAGCCAGUCUCACCUGGCUGGUGGAGGCAUUUCCACACGCUCUACCACACUUGCUUCGAGUCGCGUUUAUCGCAGCACAGGCGCUCCUUCAAUCAACGUACAUGCCACCCUUCCGGGCUAUGUGAUGACAAACUCAGAUCCUUUCAUUCCUGAAGAGCUAGAGGACAGCGGCCCCAAAAGAGUGGAUGAUAUCUCACUCAAGGAAAAUCUGCCUGUACUGAAUACAAGUGCAACAGCUGAAGAUGAGGAAGAAACGCUGUAGCAGACAAAGAAUUUGAAGAGAGACUGAUUAACGUUUCUGCAGAUGGACCUAAGCAAACUGUUACUGUAUUGUGUGAUUUCAAUUCAGAUAAGGGUAGCUAACGCAAAUCAAAACUCAAAAGGAAGAAGCAAUGUGAACUCCAUAUAGAUGAGUCAAUAUUGAAGAAGAUAAAGUGCUUGACACAAAUUCAUGACACUGUACGUGCAAAACAUUUUAUACGGCUUAAAGGAGUAAACAACUUUUUUUUUAUUCUAGAGACAGACGCAACAAGACACUCAAAUCAAAUUUAUACCUGGAUUAAAAUAAAUCAUUGGACCCAAGCUGUGACCCUGGUGCAGAUGUUAAAAGCAAGCAUUUGUAUUGUAUACAUGUUUGCCUUUGACGUUGUAAAUAUCCACUUGUAACAGCUCAUGCUGUACUGGUAUCAAGGGCUUUUGGGAUUGUAAUAAACAAAUGGUGUAUAAAGACAGUUUAUGGAAAGAUACCAGUAUCUAUUAUGUUGGCACAUAGUAAAAAAACAAUACAGAUGAGAGACCUCAGAUAAAAAAAGAACCCUUAUUUUUUUCACAAAGCCAACUCCAUUUUUCCAACUGCCCCUGGAGGCCACUCACUAGAUGUGUGCUUAAGAAACAACCAAGCUGUUGCCUACUAAUACAGAAUUUAGGAACAUUUGUGUAAAACGUUUUGUAAGCUCCUUGUUUUUCUUGCUGCUAACUGGUGUGCACCUUUAAUUACGCCCACAUCUGAGACUAAAGUGAAGCUCCAAUCAAAAGAAGCACAAAGACAAUUGUUUACAUAAAAAAAGGUUGUUUGUAAGAUAGCAGUGACAGCACAAGUAGCAUGACAGAUGUAUAAACAAGUGAAUAUGUGGAAUGUUGUAUUGAUUAAACUUCGUUUUUGCAAAGAACUGUUCAUGAUAUCUGAAACCCUCAGAAAAUGUAAUCUAUGCUAUUUUCUCCAUUAUCUCAAUUCAGCAAUCUCAGUUUUUUUUAGGCAUCUAGGAAAACUUAUGGAAAAUGUUUGGUGUGACUGCAAGUCUGGUGAUUUCUGAGGCCAAUAGUUCACAGUUGGGUUCAAAGAAACUUCUACAUGCAAUAUCUUAAGAUGUGUUUUUAAGAAACACACUUUAAAUCAGCAAGUUAAAGAACUUUAAACUGCAUUGUUGAUUUUAGCAUGUGUUGCAUUAAUGCAUUAAAAAUUUCAUCAUUGUUUAAAACUUCGUUCAUAAAACCAGAACUCGAGAAAACUGAUGAUGCUAAAAGCACAGUGAUUACUAAGCUGGUUACACUGUUUCCUACCAUACUAUGUGGAAUGGCUUAUAGAAAUACGCGAGUGCUCUACCCUUGAGGAUAUUGUAAGGGAUGUUGUAGAAGUUCUGUCACGUCUUUGAGAUGCGUGUAUUGCUGUUUAUUUGGUCCUGUGCUCCCUAAGGUGGUAAGAAACUUACUAGCUGCAGCAAACAAAUUUUAUCAGGCUGAGCUCCAUCAUCACAACCUUUUUGGAAUGUGAUUAAGCCUUAAAAUAAAAGAUUUAAUAAUUAUUAAAAAUACAAAUAAAUGUAAAACAACAAAUAUAAAUUGGAUAAAACAAUGUCAGUACAUUCGUUGUAGCUUAUGUACACGUAAGCUUGAUUAUAUCCAUAAACAAAAAAAGUAUAAAUCCCAUGAGUCCAGAAAAAAAGUAAAACUAUACAUUUUCAUAAAACUAUAUUAAUAAAUAAACCUGCAAAUGAUGAAAAGUUGCACUAUAGUACAGAAUGCAAACUCUCCCUAAAUUGUUAUUUGCGCCUAAUUUUUUCCUGGUACCUGUGGUCCCAAAAUAAUUUAGCAUAUCUUGCAAAAAUUAGUUUUCUCUUAAAGACAUUUGCAGGAGUUUCAACAUGUUCUACAGCCGGUAGUUUCAGUGAAUUACAGCCUUCUGUUUCUCACACAAAAAGAGAUUCAUUUCAAUAAAAAUGACUACCUAUGGUGUUCAAUUUCAACUGAAAAAUCUGAAAUCAGGUACUGUAGUGGUAGAUUUCAUCUAGACGAUCAACUUUGACUCCCCAAUCCAACAUAAGUGCCUCAUGCGUAAAAAGCGAUCAAAGCUUUCUGAUUUGCUGUCAUUUUUUUAUACUGCUUGCCUUUUUACCCAUUUAAUGUCUCAAAAUUCACUCUUAUGUAAUACUGUCCAACCAUUCUCAGCAUUUUGACGUACUACAUAUCAACUUGAUAUUAACUGAUUUGACUGACAGGAAAAUGUAAUAACACUGAGAAUAAAAUGUGAAUCAAAGCCACAUUGUGAGUACUUUAUUAAUUAAAGUUUUCACGCACAUAUUGAGGUUUUCUAUCUAUAUGAACUGUAAAUUAUUUGAGUUGUGCACAUCAAAAUCAGCGUAUGGUUGUUUUGUUUUUUACUUUCAGUUACUGGGUUAGCUGAGAAGCCGUACAGUGAAUCCAACUAUUAUCUAGCCUUGUGUGUUUUUGCAUGCAUGUUUGUCAGUGCCUUCUGUUGCAGCAGAAGCUUUAAAAACUUGACUUGAAAGGGAUUAUUUUCAAUCUCCUCUUUUCAUGUGCCAAGAGCAUUCAGCUGUUUUAUACAAUGAUUAUGGUCUGUGUCAUACUUUCUGUUGUUUCUAACAUUUGCCCUCUGCCUGUCACUUAGCUGCUAAUAAAUGUUUAAUGUUUGCAGCAA